CGCCCCGUCCUCAGUAGCCGCGGGUGCUCGGCGGCGGCGGGUGCCGGGGCCGGGGUCGGCGGGGCAGGACAGGGCAGGACAGGACAGGACAGGGCAGGGGGUCUCUCACAGCCUGGAGGUGGCCGCUUCCCCUCCCCUGGGCUCCAUCGGAGCCAGAUUCGUCACCGCUGGGAGCAGAUUUAUCUCGGAAUCGCAAGAGAGCUGUGCCAAGGUAUUUAACUUUCAGGCUCGGGAGAGAGGGAACUCCUUUGGAUCAGCCACAGCAAGGCAGAGCCUCCCGCGGUCACGCCUGAAAGCAGGACCAGAGGAUGGCUAAGGAGCUUUAGCGACUGGGAGCCUUCCCCUCCAGAUCCUCGGCUUCUCCCAGGAAAACACCGGACUUCCAAGCGCUUGAUGCACACAAACGAAAAAAAUAGACAAAAUGGAGCACAUGUUACUGCUCUUCAUAUUUUUCUUGCCUACAUUGGGUCUUGUUAAUGGAACAGAAACUGAACAAGAUUUUACUUGGCACUUAAAGAAGAUUCCCCAAAUUGUGAGUGAAAGAACUUUCUCCCUUGACAGCCCUAAAUUCGAAGCAAAACCCAACUUAGAGCUGAACAGCGUAUGUGGAAUUGAGUGUCAAAGAAAAUUGCCAGUGCCCAGCUUGUCUGACUUGAAGGACCUCUUAUCCUAUGAGACUGUUUUCGAGAAUGGCACACGGACCCUGACUGAAGUGAAUGUCCUUGGACUAACACCUGGUUCAGCUGGAAACACAACUACACAUAAGUCAUUGAGGAAGAAAAGGCAGAUAUAUGGAACAGACAGUAGGUUCAGCAUCUAUGACAAACGCUUUAUGACCAACUUUCCCUUCAACACAGCUGUGAAGGUCUCCACUGGCUGUAGUGGCAUUCUCAUUUCCCCCAAGCACGUGCUAACAGCUGCCCACUGCCUGCAUAACGGCAAGGAUUAUGUUAAAGGCAGCAAAAGACUGAGGGUGGGCCUGAUGAAAACAAAGUCCAGAGGUGAUGGCAGGAGACGCAAAGGAGCUAAGAGAAGUAGGAGAGAAGCUUCUGAGGCCCAAGAGGAUCCUAAAGUUGACACAGGACUGAGGCGGCGAUCCAAAGGUGGUGGGAGAAAGCAGAGGAGAUCUGGGAGGAAGCAGGAGACCUCGGAUGGCAUGCCCUCCUUCCAGUGGACCAGAGUGAAGAGUACCCACAUCCCAAAAGGCUGGUUUAAGGGUGUCUCUGGGGAUAUUGCCCUGGAUUACGAUUAUGCUGUUCUUGAGCUCAAGCGUCCCCACAAAAGGAAAUACAUGGAACUAGGAAUCAGCCCAACCAUCAAAAUGAUGCCUGGGAGCAUGAUCCACUUCUCAGGUUUUGACAACGACCGAUCUGGGCAGCUGGUCUACAGAUUUUGUAGCAUUUCUGAUGAGUCCAAUGAUCUCUUUUAUCAGUAUUGUGAUGCUGAGCCCGGCUCCACUGGAUCUGGUAUCUAUCUCCGUCUUAAGGAGCCAAACAAAAAGAAGUGGAAACGCAAGAUCAUUGCUGUUUAUUCGGGCCAUCAGUGGGUGGAUGUCAAUGGGGAACAGCAGGAUUAUAAUGUAGCAGUAAGAAUUACUCCUCUUAAAUAUGCCCAGAUUUGUUUCUGGAUACAUGGGAAUGACGAGAAUUGCACACAAGGCUGAAGAGAGCUGAAACUAACUUGCCUAGCACCCAAAUUAUAAUAGAGUGAAAAUCUUCUGCCAGCAGUUACCGAAAGAACAUCACUCUACGUCAGGAUGCUUUUGAACUCAAAGCUUGCAAGUAAUGUUACGGUGACUUGAGUAAUGCUGAAUGGUUGGGGAGCGGGUAGAGUUGUCAAACAAAAUAUUUUUAAUUGUAAUCAACCCUAGAUCUGCACUUAAAAGCCCAAACUAUAUUUAUAUCCGCAAUUGUGAUAAAUUCAAAUCGUUCAUGUCAGAAAAAAAAAAUGACUACGCUUGUAUGUCAUUUUUUUUCCCCAAGGGAAGGAUUGAAGCUUCUCAAACUGGUAUCCAACAAUAUAUGUUUUUUCAAUGGAUUUUCUUUUCUCAGGGUUCAGUUCCAAUUCUUCAAAUUCAAGUUUUGUGUACAUCACUUUACUGUCUGUGCAGAAUAAUCCAGAGUACUGCAUGAGACCAAAAAAUUAUUCUGGCAUUUUCUGAAGACCACAGCUCCAUGCUGAAAAACAGCAAUCUAGUUUGUGCUUGUUAUUUUGGAAAGUUUCCUAAUCUGGUUGCUGGAGGAACACUCCCAUGGAAACCCCAAAUUUUUGUAGCUGAUGACUAGACCUAAAGGGCAAGUUUUCACUUCAUUGCUCAGUAGAAACAACAAAGAGAAAUUAAAGAACAGAGAAGUUUCCAUGUUUGGGAGAAGAAGAAACAUCUGAGCAUAACUUAAUGCCUUCUUUGAGAAGCAAUACAAGUCUUAAAUAUAUGCAUUUGUUUUCUAAUUAGUAUUUGGAAAACUGUAGCUUUAGCUUCUUUUCAAACGUUUAUCUUUCCCAUUAGGCAAGGUCACUGACUUCAGAAGUGGCUGUUUGACAAUCAUUUGGAGCUUCACUUCAAAGCCACAGAUGAGAGUUUUGUUGGGUGCUAACCAUUUUUGCAGGUUCUUAAAAUUAGUUUAUAAGAAUUCAGCUGCAUAGAUAGGAUACUCUGGGUAUUAGACUCGGAGUUGGAAAGCAAUAUUUUGGCAUGUCUAUAUGGUUUUACAAAGUUUUAAUCAUGUCAUAUUCAGGCUCCACCUCAACAUGAGUCACAGGGUUAAACUAAAAAAUUCUCCCAACCACAUUAUACCACCUUCUGAAUGGUGGAAGAACUACCCUGUAGAUGAUAACAGGUAUCUUGCUCAGUAGCAGCAGUAGGUAUCAAAAACUUUGGUUCAAUAUAAUUGCUGAACCACAGAGUUAAUGAAACAAGAGAGCUUGACUUUGACGCGUGAAUUGCCUUUUUAAAAAAUUGGAUGCUGUUGAUUGCCACACAAGUCUUAAUCUUGUAUUUUGUAUCAAGAUUUUGAAGCGCACAGGAUUGUUAUGGUGCUAUGUUAAUCUAAUAUAAAAUAAUAUUUCAAAUCACAUCCACUCUAUUUCAGAUCACAUCCAUUGGGUUUCGUUACUUUUAUAAUUAUUCACCAUUGCAAUACUUAAUUUUUUGAUGAUUAGGUUUAUACUGACCAAAAUUAAUUUUCUUCCUAUGCAGAAGAAAAAAAAAAAAAGAACAAGAUUUUAAAUUUGAUUUGUUUCUUGGUAUAUUUGAAAUUUGCUCGUAACAUUUUUCAAUGAAAUAUGAUCAUUGUUAGUAACCCACUUUUUUGUAGAUGAUUGAAAAUAUAAACCUGACACUUUGAAUGUGCAGGCAACUUUCUUUCAUAUAUUAUUACCAAAGGAUCAAAAUUGAACAGUUGUUUCCAUACCAUAACUCUAGCAAUAUUUCAUUGAUUGGAAGAGAUCUCACUUUAAAAGAAAUUAUUUCUUUCAAUUUUAGCCUUUCCAGGCAACAUUUAACUUUUUUUUUUUUUUUAAACUUGUAUGAUUGUUUGCAGAAAACUAAUAUUUUUUAAAGUUUAGAAAUUAAUGUCUAAGGUUUUAAAGUUAAUUAUAUUUUUUGUUGUUGUUAACAUCUCUAUGAAGACAUACAGCUUCACUGACUAAUUUUAAAUCACCUCAGUCGAAUAUUUAAUGUUCUUGCUCUAUGCAGCAGGCCUACAAUAUUCCUUAGGUGGCUCUAUAAUGUGUUUCUUACGUGCCUUUUUCCAUAGUUACUGAAACAAAUAAGGUACCAUAUGGUUAAUCAAUAUAAGUCAGCAUAGCUCCUUGGAUUUUGUUACAGUUUUUUCCUCAACAUCAAUUCGGGUCCAAAACAGAUCAAGAUAAAGUAGCUUAGUAAAUCCAUUGUUUGGGGAGUCUUCUUUAGGUGUGCUCGUUAGGAGAGGAAAUACCAUGACUUCUUUAUUAGUUUGGGAAUCAGGGACAAGGUAGGAACGAAAAAUGUUGAUGUCAGCUUUCAAAUGGUCUUGUUCUAAUAAUCAUCUGCUUUAAAUACCUCAGCCACAACCUGAAAUUCUCAUACUAGGCUGGUAAGAAAUGUUUAUCCUCAGAGGAUGUCCAGUGCCUUAUUUUAUGGUACUAAGAGAUUGAAGAGGCUGGGCAGCGCAACAUAAGAAUUAAUCACAACUAUAUAUAUACAUAUUCAAGUCUCUGUGUCUGAGUGCACAUGCAGAGACACAUACAAGCAUGGCCUUGGAAAGCACCCACUCUUUUGUCUGGGCCAGCACCUUCAGGCAAGUGGAAGACAUGAGUGGCCAAAAUGUUCAUGCCUGUCAUAUCCUAAUGCCAGACAACAUUUCAAUCUGCUGCUUAGCCUAAUAAAGAAGGAAAUGCUUUCUGUAGGUGUUGUUACUGCUUACUACAAGAACUUCCUAAGUAGUUCAUAAAUCAGGUAUUUAAGUACUGGUGCGUGCAGCCCCAGAGGCCUGCAUUAGGCUAUUGGUACCAGCCACUGCAAGUAGGACAAGAACUUUUGAGCUGUCAAAAUCUCAGAUUGCCUUCAAAGAACUGCAGUUGGUAUCUUGUUAUCUAUGAGAAAAUACAGGAGGGGGUGUUCCUAGUAAGGAGUAUAGUGCACAGGCAUCAGGGCUGGGUUCCCAGCAUACAAGUGGACACAUCCCUUGCAAUGUUUCUGCAAAUAAUUUUCCCCUUUUUCAAGUACUGGAGUAGGCAUUGUUUGUUUUCCUCAGUACUAAUGCUUUUCCAUAGGAGUUGAGCUUUUCCUUUAACCGCUUUUCUGGCAUAGGGGGGAAAAAAAAAAAAGAAAAAAAAAAAAAAAAAAAAAAAAAGCUCAGACAAAUCCCUUUUCUGCUAAGGAGCUACUGGCAAUUUGUAAGCUUUCCCCAGGCCAAGGAUACGCCUCACAUACAAACCAUUAACACACCCAGACCAGCUUCUGCAAGACACUUGUGCAUGUGUUUAGUUUUGGGCUCUGAGAAGUAUAAUGGAAGCCAAGCAGGUUCUCUGGGAUGUGAAAAAUUAAGUCUAUGUUAUCUUACAAAAGAAAGACACAAUGUUAGGUAACAAAAUUUAUUUCUGUUAUGUGAGAUAUGUGGUACCCAAUGCUUUCAAAAUUGCUUAAAGCUUCUCCUUGACUCACUUCAUAACUUACCCAUACAAAUUCUACAGAUUUAUGAGUCUGUAUAGAGUAUGAAUCAACCCAGAAUAUGGCCAAGUAGGAAAAUAAUUCAUCUAAAAGUGGAGGAAAGAAGCAGCUGGGGUCUUCCUCCUACUCUGCUGAUAAGGAAUCAGCUUGCUGCAAGCAGCAAUUACUACAGAAAGAGACAGCAAAAGAAGUUGAUGUUACAGAAGACCAGGAAGAAGGAGGUGGUGUAUGAAGGAUAAAGAAAGUGAAAAGUAAAUGGCCGUGAGGUAGCAGAAGGACCUACUGUAAGAAAGAGUUGGCAGGUGGGAAAGGCACAACAGUAUAAGUUAAGAUGUAAAAGUCAUAAGUUGCACGAACAUCUCCUCUCACUGUUAAGCAUGGGGCUCUUCUUCCCAGCUAAGAGCACCAAGGAAAGGGCUGUGAGAGGGAGGGUUCAGGUUCUGGCAGGGACCAUUGACAGGCAGCUGUUGUGGACCCUGACCUACAGUCCUUGCCCAAAGUCGCAGGGAUUUUGCUUGUGCUCGGUACGUCAGGGUCCUUGGGAAGCAACAGAGCCAAAAGGGUCAGCGGCGCAAACCUCCUGGCACACCGCGUCACCGAGAGGGUGGUAAGUGACGCCAAUUUCUUCCAUGUGAACAUUUCCAAACCUGACAAUUUGGUGGGAUUUCUGCCAAGGCUGUUCCCUGUUGGAAAAAGGAAAAAAAAAAUCCCAAACUUGAAGUGUUUAAGCAUUGGUUUUGCAUUUUGCAUGUAUCUACAAAGCCUAGCCAAUAUUUUUUUAAAUACCUUUAAUAUGUUUGGUAGCUUUGUAGAAAUGUAGUCAAUUCUUUCUAGUUUUAAAGCACAGCAUAUUGCAGAUACUUCCAUCUAUAAUCUACUGGACUAAGGAAUAAAAUGAAAAAAAAUAUAUAUAUUAUUAGAUUGAAAGCUUAAAAUUGCACAAUAACCUCAAAGGAUUUGGAAGCACAUUUGAGUCCCUGGUUUUCAUUUUUAUUUGCACCAGCCUUUUGCUCCAAGUGUGAGGUAGUAUUUAGGUUAAAAACCUUAAGAGGUAGCUUUUAUGAUUCUUUAAUGUUCUUAGUUUUUUAAAGAGUGACAGCAAACUUCAAAAAAAAUGUGUUUUUAUAUUUUAAGCUGCACAAAAUUACAGCUCAUUUGGGAAAAUAAAUGCAAACCUUCACUAUAUUAAGAUGUUAUACAAUGCACAUGCUAUGUCAAUAAAUAUUUUCUAUUGUUUUUC
Messenger RNA from Anas platyrhynchos (mallard), 6389 nucleotides. It is a transcript of the gene PRSS35, whose product is annotated as serine protease 35. Gene Ontology annotation, biological process: proteolysis. Gene Ontology annotation, molecular function: serine-type endopeptidase activity. The record is from RefSeq and is a predicted model, not a curated record. Lineage: Eukaryota; Metazoa; Chordata; Aves; Anseriformes; Anatidae.